CAGAAGGAAGUAGAGACGCAAGAAACCAGCUCGUUUAAGGGGGUGUUUACCUGAUACUUACAAAAUAAAAUCUGUAAUGUAAUGCCGUUAAAUCGCGAGCUGAGGAAGGAUAUGUCUUAAUGUAUUUCAUACCUGAGGCCAGGAUUAGUGAGAGGACCUCUCGUCCGUACGUUAUCCACAUGAGGAAUGCUGGGAGCAUGCAGCCCGUGUACAGAAGAGACGCUGGAGUCUGGAACCAAACAAGAAGUCUUCUCUACAAGAAUCUACUCAUCAAAUGGAGGACCAAGCAGCAGAGCCUGCAGGAAUUGAUCCUCCCUCUGCUCCUGUUGGGCCUCCUGAUACUCAUCAGCACCCUGAAUCCUCAUGUUUACUAUGGCGGAAUCAGCACGACGGAGCUGGAGAGUGACAGCCACUUCUUCAAAGGCCUCGGCUACACACCAAUCAGUAACAUCACCACUCACAUCAUGGAAGAGGUGGCUCAGAAUAUGCUUAUGCAGGAUCGUCUGGAGAUGUUCUCCAGUGAGGAGGAUCUGGAGAACGCCAGCCUCUACGAGCCCUCCAGCUACGUUGGCGUCGUGUUCAUGGACAGCUCAGCCACAUCUUACAAACUCCGUUUCCCGCACAACCAGCUGCCUUUACCCAGUGACUACACAGAGUCUAUUGCCAGCUGCUUGUCGAGCUCGGUAAACUGCAGGGCUGCAAAUUACUGGUACUCCGGCUUCAUUCACCUCCAGUCUCUGAUCGACGCAGCCAUUAUUCAGAUGCAGACAAAACGUUCGGUGUUGAGCGAGCUCGAACUGAAGGCGGUGAUGAUGGGUCAGCCCGGCUCUGUGGAGGUUCAGAAGUUCCCCCACGCCCUCAUCUCCAUCUACCUGGUCCUGGCUUUCACGCCCUUCGUCACCUUCCUCAUCGUCAACGUGGCGGCUGAGAAGGAGCAUCGUCUCAAAGACACCAUGACCAUGAUGGGGCUUUACGACACAGCCUUCUGGUUAUCAUGGGGCCUCCUGUACGCUGCUCUGGUGACCACCAUGUCCAUCCUGAUGGCCAUCAUCGCAACGUACACAGCGUUGUUUCCUAACAGCAACUUCCUUGUCAUCUUUUUCCUCAUAUUCCUCUAUGGAAUAUCAUCAAUCUUCUUCUCCUUCAUGCUGACUCCGCUGUUUAAGAAGCCCAAGUUUGCCAGCACGGUGGGAUCCAUGCUGACGGUGGUGUUUGGCUGCUUGUCACUCUUCACCGUCCUCGUGAAGGAUUUCCCACAGCCGCUGGUGUGGCUUCUGUGCCUGCUGUCGCCCAGUGCCUUCUCCAUCGGCAUUGCACAGGUUGUUUAUUUGGAGGCACAGGGAGACGGUGCUGUAUUUUCUUCUCUGACUAACGGGCCUCAUCCUUUGUACGUGCCGUUGCUGAUGCUGGUUGUGGACUGCAUCCUUUAUCUUCUGCUGGCUAUCUACCUGGACCAGGUCCUGCCUGGUGAGUUUGGAAUGCGGAGGUCCUUGAUUUACUUCCUGAAGCCGUCCUAUUGGUCCAAACGCAGAAAGCGCUAUGUUGAGGUGAGCUCGGUGUACGACACUGAGCUGAACGGCGCUCCUGGUGGGGACGAGUCUAUCGAGCCGGUUUCUCCCGAGUUCAGAGGGAAAGAAGCCAUCCGCAUCAAUAACAUCCGCAAAGUGUACAAAGAAAAGGACAACGUGGUGGAGGCUCUGAGGGGUUUGACCUUUGACAUCUAUGAGGGACAGAUUACAGCUCUGCUGGGACACAGUGGGGCUGGAAAGUCCACCCUCAUGAACAUCCUGUGUGGGAUCUGCCCGCCGACGAACGGCACGGCCACCAUCUACGGCUCCCCUGUGGCAGAGAUUGCCGACACGUCCGAAAUGAAGCAGCUGGUGGGAAUCUGCCCUCAGUUCAACAUCAUCUUUGAUGUGCUCACGGUGGAGGAGCACCUGAGGAUAUUUGCUGCCAUCAAAGGGAUCCCACGAGCAGACAUCGACGCCGAGGUCACAAAGGUGCUGAAGGACCUGGACCUGGAGAAGAUCAUGACGGCUCAGGCCAAGAAUCUGAGCGGAGGCCAGAAGAGGAAACUGUCUGUGGGCAUCGCCAUUCUAGGAGAUCCCAAGAUCCUGCUCUUAGACGAGCCCACGGCCGGCAUGGACCCCUACUCCAGGCACCAGGUGUGGUCUCUGCUGAAGAGUCGCCGGACCGGCAGAGUCACUGUGCUCAGCACGCACUACAUGGACGAGGCAGACAUCCUUGCUGAUCGCAAAGCUGUGAUCUCUCAAGGUCAGCUGAAGUGUGUUGGCUCCUCUCUGUAUCUCAAGAUCAAGUGUGGUGUGGGCUAUCAUCUAAGAAUGUCUAUCAGCGAGGCAUGUGACGCAGAAAAGAUCACGUCUUUGGUUAAGCAGCACGUUCCCAAAGCCAAGUUAUCCCGACAGCACGAGGCGGAGCUGACCUUCACUCUGCCCUUUGAGAGCGUGGACACGUUCCCAGGCCUGUUCUCGGAGCUCGACUCUCAACCCAGAUUGGGAAUAGUCAACUAUGGUGUUUCCAUGACAACUCUGGAAGAUGUUUUUCUACGUUUGGAGGCAGAGGCUGAAGUGGAUCAGGCUGACUACAGCGUGUUUAAUCGAGAGCAGGCGGACGACGAGUGCGACACCGCCUCCCUGGACGACACGGACCAGAGGCUGCUCACGUUCUCCGACACAAAGUCGGACGUUGUGACGGGUCACGCCCUGUGGCGGCAGCAGUUCAGCACCGUGGCGUGGCUGCACAUGCUCAACAUGCGCCGGGAGAGGAAGGCCUUCAUUUACACUCUGGCCUUGUUCCUGGUGUUUGUGGCUGCAGUCCUGGUUUUGUCGCUGGCCACAGGAAACAUCCAGAUUCACUCCUCAGACCGCCAAUUUCUGCCAAUUUACCUCCUCAGGAGUAACCAGGCGCCCCAGAGAUACGCCACAAGCCUCCUGGUUCAGAACUCAACUGGCUCUGAUAUUUCCGAUUUCAUCCACAACAUCGAGUCUCAGGACAUCAAAGUGGAAAUGAUGAAGCAGAGCGACUACAUGGCGGCGGCUCCCCACAGCGCUGCCAUCAACGUAACAAGAUCCAGCAAGGGUUUCAGAUACAGCGUUGCAUUUAACAGCACGACUGUUCACUCCCUGCCCAUGACUGUCAAUAUACUGAGCAAUGCUCUUCUAAGAGGUCUGAAUGGGACCGGGCAGAUCCGAACGUGGACCAAACCUUUUGAAUAUCAAAUCCCUGAUGCUACAUCCUACGCGCUGGUGUACAUAGAGGCGAUCAUACUGGGAAUGCUGGCAGCUGGAAUGCCGGCAUAUUUUGCAAUGGACCACACUCGAGACCGAGAGAUAAAGUGUCGCUCAACUCUGCGCAUCUCUGGUCUCGUACCGUCAGCGUACUGGUGCGGUCAGGCAGCGGUGGACAUCCCGUUCUAUUACCUCAUCCUGUCCUUCAUGUCCAUCAUCCUUUUCUCCUUCCACACCGGAAACCUGCUCAACUCCAGCAACCUCUCUGCGGUGGUUCUCUGCACCGUUGGCUUCAGCCCAGCCAUGAUUCUCUUCACUUACGUGUCGUCUUUCGGCUUCACCCGAGUCCAAAGCAACAGGGAUUUUUUCUCUGUCAUCUCCAUGAUGGUGUGCGUCGUGUCAGCCUCGGUGGUUCAGUUGUCCUUCGUAAACAACAAUCCAGUUUUGACAAGAACCCUGCACAACGUCUUGUGUUUGCUCAACCCGCUGUACCCUCUCAUGGGCUGUCUCAACUGCAUCACCAAGGCCACCUUCCUCCCGACUGUCUACGAGGAGAACUUCCUGUGGAAGAACCUGCUCAUUUCAGUUUUAGCCCCCUAUCUCCAGUGCAUCGUUCUGCUUUUCCUGCUUCGCUGGCUGGAGAUCCAUUCUGGAGGAAGGACGAUGAAAAACGAUCAGCUCUGCAGGAUCUCAUCCCAGUCCAAGGCCAAGGUGGAGAGGAACCUAGAAGAAGGCCAGAAUGAAGACGAAGAUGUCCAGAUGGAAAGGGCCAGAGUCAAAGAGGCCCUCAGCUGUCAGUCCUGUGAAGAGAAACCAGUCGUGGUUGUGAGUAACCUGAAGAAGCAGUACAAGGGCAGGAGAGAAGGAUUUUCUCUAAGCAAGAAGAGGAAGCUGGCCACAAAGAACGUCUCUUUCUGUGUCCGUAAAGGUGAAGUUCUUGGACUGUUGGGCCCCAACGGAGCAGGAAAGAGCACCAUCAUGCACAUGUUGGCAGGUGACACUGACCCCACUGCAGGCCAGGUGCUGAUGGGAGACUACAGCACUGAGUUUCGCUCAGUGGACAAUCCUCUGGAGCACGUGGGCUACUGUCCACAGGUGAACCCUCUGUGGCCUCGGGUCACUCUGCAGGAGCAUCUGGAGAUCUACGCCGCCAUUAAAGGCCUGAAAGGAGAGGACGUGCCGGGGAUCAUCAAACGUGUGGUGAAUGCUCUGGAGCUGAAGGACCACUUACACAAACAAGCCAAGACUCUGUCUGCAGGACUCAAGCGGAAGUUGUGUUUUGCCUUGAGCAUGAUCGGGAAUCCUCAGAUCGUCUUACUGGAUGAGCCUUCAUCAGGGAUGGAUCCAAAGUCCAAACAGCGCAUGUGGAGGGCCAUGCGAGCCGCUUUUAAGAACCGUCAGCGCGGAGCCAUCCUGACCACUCACUACAUGGAGGAAGCCGAGGCUGUGUGCGACCGCGUCGCCAUCAUGGUUUCUGGGCAGCUGAGAUGUAUCGGUUCCAUCCAACAUUUAAAAGGAAAAUAUGGCCGCGGUUACAGUUUGGAGGUGAAACUUAGAGAAGAGCUGACGGGGCUCCAGCAGGUGGCGCUGUUGCAUAAGGAGAUCCUACGAAUAUUCCCUCACGCCGCUCGGCAGGAGAGCUUUGCUACGCUGAUGGUUUACAAGAUCCCCAUGGAGGACGUCCAAUCACUGGCCAAGUCUUUCUCUCAGUUAGAGAGCGCCAAGCAAACCUUCAACUUUGAAGAGUACAACUUCUCCCAGUCCACCUUAGAGCAGGUGUUUAUGGAGUUUGCCAAGGAGCAGGAGAACGAGGAGGACGAGGUGGGCUCCCUCAGCACAACUUUCCAGUGGCAGCGGCUGCGCCAGGACGGCUCCGUCUCGGUCAACCACACAGACAGCAUCGUGCACCAGCUCUGAACUCCACCCAAGAGGGAGCUGCCCGGUAACUGACCAGAAACCCGAAACUGCCAGGCUUCAGCGCCUGAGGGCUCACGCCAGCACUGCUCCGCAAACUGCACGCCCACCGCCUUUAAAAUGAUACCUGAGUGGGUGGAGGGGGUGGGGCUUGCAUACACUGGGAUUGACUGUGUGUUUGGGCUGUUGUGGCCUCUUCCUGUGGGCCUGUGGGAGCGCAUGUGUAUGUUGCUGUCGUCCAUCGGUGCUCGGUGCUUUCUGAAUGGCACUGACCGAGGGGCCUGCAGUCUUUCUCAGCACGCUGAUGCCACACUUACUCCUCUUUCUAAUGUUUUUUAUCUUCACAGGGAGUCCGUUAA
Molecule: messenger RNA, 5521 nt
Organism: Pelmatolapia mariae (spotted tilapia)
Lineage: Eukaryota; Metazoa; Chordata; Actinopteri; Cichliformes; Cichlidae
Gene: abca5
Product: ATP-binding cassette, sub-family A (ABC1), member 5
Exons: 38
Coding region: 120-5165 (1681 amino acids)
Biological process (GO): lipid transport; transmembrane transport
Cellular component (GO): membrane; intracellular membrane-bounded organelle
Molecular function (GO): lipid carrier activity; ATP binding; ATP hydrolysis activity
Source: RefSeq, a predicted model, not a curated record